Molecule: messenger RNA, 345 nt
Organism: Penicillium cataractarum
Lineage: Eukaryota; Fungi; Ascomycota; Eurotiomycetes; Eurotiales; Aspergillaceae
Exons: 4
Source: RefSeq, a predicted model, not a curated record
AGUAUACCGCUAAUACGAUCGACGCUCCCUCUCUACGAUCGGAGAUCUCCUUACGUUCGAAUCCUCUAUAAUACCCCCCCUCUCUUACCAAAACACUUAAAAACCAAUAUAUAUCUUCAAGCUACGGUAGGGAAAAAGACUGAUAUUUCCCGAUUCUUUAAAAAUCGCGUAUACCGCGAGGUGCUUCUUGGUUUUAAGCCCCUUUAUAGAGCUUAUACUAGGAAUAAUUUAAGUAGUGUUCUUCUAAAGACCCUAAAUAACUAUAAGAUCCAAGAUCGAGUCUUUAGAGCUUUAUCCGAUAAUAUUAAUAUUAUCCGGAUCCCCUAUCUUACUUAUGUCAUUUAA